Molecule: messenger RNA, 1613 nt
Organism: Phragmites australis (common reed)
Lineage: Eukaryota; Viridiplantae; Streptophyta; Magnoliopsida; Poales; Poaceae
Product: reticulon-like protein B17
Exons: 8
Coding region: 78-1430 (450 amino acids)
Source: RefSeq, a predicted model, not a curated record
GCGUGAGCCGGAGCAUCCCCAAACGGCAGGGAAACCCAAACCCACCAAAAAGCCGAGCGAAGCAAAUCGUCGAACACAUGGAGACGGCCACGGAAGCUCCCGUACCACCAGAGGCGGCAUCCGGGAAGCUCCCCGCGCCCCCGUACCACCACCCCCCGGCUGAUGAGGCCGUGACGCCGCCGCCAAAGCCGAAAGCGGCUGCGGUGGGGCUGAGGACCCCCUCGCCGUCGCCGUCAGUGCAGGUGUCCGGGCACUCGCUCCACGACCUGCUCCUGCUGUCCCCGCCGCCCCCGAGCUCGCGCCGCCACCGGUCGAGGCAGCGUGGCGCGGUCGCGGGCGUGGACGAGAGCCUGGAGAUGGUCUCGGCGGCGGGGACGCCGACCCCGCCGAGGCGGAGGCGGCGCGGGGCCGGGGAGCAGUGCGCGGCGCCUGCGUUGGCGUCCCCGAGGAACGCGCGGCGGGCGAGGCGGAGGCUGGAGAAGGAGGUGGAGAACGAGGAGGACGCCGCCAGGAGGGCGCGCAGGAGGAAGUCCACCAUGGCGGCCCCGAAAACUGCAACGGCCGUGGACAAGGCGGUGACGGCUGCGGUGUACGAGGAGGAUACACGCUUGGCUUUGGUCCCGGCUUGUACAGAUGCUACUCACGACACAGGAACAGACCUCGUGGAGCAUUCUGGGUGGGAAGGUUUCUGGGAAAGGAUCGUUGAGUUGGUCAUGUGGAGGAACGUGGCAAAAUCGGCACUAUGGUUCGGGUUUGGAUCAAUGUUCUUCUUCUCGUGCUCAUUUUCAAGAGAGAUCGCCUUCAGCCCAAUCACAGCUCUCUGUCACCUUGGUGUUAUGAUAUUGGGCUUAGCUUUCUUCAAAGAUUCCGUUCCUCAGAGAAAAAUUAAUAUGAAUUUGCAAUUGGGUAGCAAGCCGCAGCUGGACAGAGGGACAAGCUUCCAAUUAACUGAAGAAGAUGUGCUUCGUGCUUCCCGAGCUGUGCUGCCGAUUGCAAACUCCAUGAUAUCUACAGCACAAGUGAUCUUCUCCGGUGAACCGUCGAUGACUCUCAAAGUAUUACCUAUUCUUCUGUUUGGUGCUAAAUAUGGGAGUCUGGUUACGGUCUGGAGGCUUCUAGCUACAGGAUUUUUCACCAGUUUUACACUCCCAAAGCUUUAUAGCUACUAUUCAAGUCAAAUUCAUAAAAGAGUUGAGAUUUUGGGAGAUCGGGUUCUAGAAGCAUGGAAGUCUUGCCCCCGCAAGAAACUUGUUGCAGCCACAGCAGUGACAAUGUGCUGGAGCAUGUUCAGUGUAAAGACACGCGUCAUGGCAGCCUUUGUUUCACUUGUAAUACUGCGCUAUAAUCAGAAGUACCGCAAGGCUGACAUGAACCCAGAGGUUGAAAGUUGCCAAAACGAGCAAGGGCAGAAAAUGGAGAUGGACGACUAAAUUUUGCAGUAUUUGUACUCACCUGCUAUGGUUCACUAUUAUUUCUGUACAAUAAUGUUCAGUUCCACAUCUAGUGGUUCUACUAGCUACAAUGCAUGCUGGGAAAUAAAACUGGAAGCUUGUCGUGUGUAUUCUCAAUUAUGCAGAGCCCUCUCUGAUCAGUAUAUGGUUAGAAUUUUAGUA